UUAUUGACUGCUUUUGGUCGUGAGGAUUUGCGGUAGAUUCAUCCAUGAUGGCGGAGGACAGCGAGUCCGCGGCCAGCCAGCAGAGCCUGGAGCUGGACGACCAGGACACCUGCGGCAUCGAUGGAGACAACGAGGAGGAGAAUGAACACAUGCAGGGGAGUCCUGGAGGAGAUCUUGGUGCAAAGAAGAAGAAAAAGAAACAGAAGAGGAAGAAGGAGAAGCCAAGCUCAGGAGGAACCAAAUCUGACUCUGCCUCUGAUUCUCAGGAGAUAAAGAACCCAGCCAUUCCCAUGCAGAAGCUGCAGGAUAUACAGAGAGCUAUGGAGCUUCUGUCCACCUGUCAAGGUCCAGCCAAAAACAUAGACGAGGCCACAAAGCACAAGUACCAAUUCUGGGACACUCAACCUGUGCCCAAACUGAAUGAGGUAGUGACAACUCAUGGGCCAAUUGAGCCAGAUAAAGAAAAUAUCAGACAAGAGCCAUAUUCCCUCCCACAGGGAUUUAUGUGGGAUACACUGGAUCUCAGCAACGCUGAAGUGCUGAAGGAGUUGUACACUUUGCUGAAUGAAAAUUAUGUUGAGGAUGAUGACAACAUGUUUAGAUUUGACUAUUCUCCUAACUUUCUGAAAUGGGCAUUACGUCCCCCGGGUUGGCUGCACCAGUGGCACUGCGGUGUCAGGGUCUCCUCAAAUAAAAAGCUGGUUGGGUUCAUCAGUGCCAUUCCUGCAGACAUCCACAUCUAUGACACGUUGAAGAAGAUGGUGGAGAUAAACUUCCUGUGUGUACAUAAAAAACUGCGUUCAAAGCGCGUCGCACCCGUCCUAAUCCGAGAGAUCACGCGGCGGGUGAAUUUAGAAGGAAUUUUCCAGGCUGUAUACACUGCUGGUGUGGUCCUCCCCAAACCUGUGUCCACGUGCAGGUACUGGCAUCGCUCUCUAAACCCCAGGAAGCUAGUAGAGGUAAAGUUCUCCCACCUCAGCCGAAACAUGACGCUACAGCGAACAAUGAAACUCUACAGAUUACCCGAUAGUACACGUACCCCUGGUUUGAGGCCGAUGGUAGAGGGAGACUUGAAGCAAGUGACUUCGCUGCUGCAGAAAUACCUGAGCAAGUUUCACCUGCGACCCGUGAUGUGUGAAGAGGAGGUCAAGCACUGGUUCCUACCACAGGAAAAUAUUAUUGACACUUACGUAGUGGAGGGUUCUGGUGGGCUGCUAACAGACUUCAUCAGCUUCUACACCCUGCCAUCAACAGUGAUGCAUCAUCCUCUGCACAAAAGCCUGAAGGCCGCUUAUUCCUUUUACAAUGUCCAUACAGAGACGCAGCUCAUAGACCUGAUGAAUGACGCUCUCAUCCUAGCCAAACUGAAAGGUUUUGAUGUGUUCAAUGCGCUGGAUCUAAUGGACAAUAAGACUUUCUUGGAAAAACUCAAGUUUGGGAUUGGAGAUGGUAACCUGCAGUAUUAUCUGUACAACUGGAAAUGCCCCCCGAUGGAACCAGAAAAAGUUGGUCUUGUUUUACAGUAACUGGCUGCUUCACUGUGGAUGCUGAGGGACUUAAAGGUCCAUCUCCGAUUCUCUGAUUUGGACUUAGUCUACGUAAAGAGGAAAAACGGACAUCCAUUCAAAGUGAAUGAGUUAUGUUGUGCAGCUCUCUUAGGUCUUGUUGCAGUUAUUGAGGGGUCUCCCUCUUUUCUCUUUGUCUUUGACUCUCAGAGAAUGUGAGAAAUAUUAUCAAUGUCAAACACAUCCACAAGCUGUAUACACAUGUAUUUCCCUUAACAUGAAGUAUCCUCUCUCAGACAUACGUUUAAUUCCAUGUUUUGUUUCUGUUCAUUUGUUUUGUAUUAUGAAGGUGCGUUGAUACAUUUGUGUGAAUUUGCAAGCUGUACAUUUAAUGCCAGAUAUUUAUUACGUAUUGUGUGGUUAACAAUGGACCAGGAACAGGGGGUUGAAAUCCAAAGUCUUUUUUAUGGAGCUGCCUUUUGCCGUUUGUAAUUCCUGCUGUCAGUGGGAAAGUGAGUUAAUGUAAUGUGUGGACGAAUGUAUUCCAUUUUGAAGCACGCCAUGAACAUGUUUAUAAAGGGCCAGAAUGCUCGGAGUUACAUUUUUAAGAAUUUCGUUUAAGAAAAUGUUUUGUUUAGGUUUGUGUGUAGAAUUACGAAUGCGAGUUCUUUUCAGUUUUCUGUAAUGAAGGUGUGAUUGUUUCUCAUUACAUAGCCUCACCUCCAUUUUCAUUCUUAAUCAUUUAGUGUUUUUAAAUUAUUUUUUCAAAACAACAAUUCUUAAAAAUUGUAUUUUAGUUA
Triplophysa dalaica is the source of this 2305-nucleotide messenger RNA. RefSeq names its product N-myristoyltransferase 2 (gene nmt2). Gene Ontology annotation, biological process: N-terminal peptidyl-glycine N-myristoylation. Gene Ontology annotation, cellular component: cytoplasm. The transcript is spliced from 12 exons. Lineage: Eukaryota; Metazoa; Chordata; Actinopteri; Cypriniformes; Nemacheilidae. The coding region runs from base 45 to 1526 and encodes 493 amino acids. Gene Ontology annotation, molecular function: glycylpeptide N-tetradecanoyltransferase activity. The record is from RefSeq and is a predicted model, not a curated record.